UGUUCAGUUGCAAGUUCUACACUCCCUGUACCUUUAGAUUGCAGCAGUUUCUUGUUGGGGAAAUGAUUUCAGGUUCGUUUGGUCCUUGCUUGUGGGGAAAAAGGUUACUGCCAUGUUCUAUGAGUAUUUCUUUCCAAAGCUUCAUUGCUCACAUGGGCAGUCCCCAUCAAUGUAUUUAUUUAUAUUCAAAUAUUUAUAAAUGACAUUUUCAUAUAAAAUAUAGCAAGCACAGCAGAAUACUAGGGGAAAAAAACACAUGAUAAGAAAACUGCCUGGUAAAUAAUCUAUCAUCUGUCUAUCUGUCUAUCUGUCUAUCUGUCUAUCUGUCUGUCUAUCUGUCUAUCUACCUAUCUUAUUAGCCAGCUCUAACAAGAAAGAACAUUUUUUAAAAAGCUGAACUUCUGUAUUGCAUGUCCCAUUGAGGGAACAUUGUAGAACAUAAAAAGAAACCUUCUUUAUAAAAGCUACUGAACACAAAACACAGUAGCCAUCAGAGUUGUUUUGUCCACAGAAAGUCUACACAAAGUCUUUCAUUUAUACAACAAAACUUGUCCCCUUCACACCUUUUCUAACACACCCUACAAAUCUGUUUUGGGGGCUUUGCUAACCCUCCAACCCAGAUUUGGGGAGGGCACAGGAAAAGGGGGGGCAGUUGUGUUACACAAAUGAAAGUCCUUGCGGCAUGAUAACAGAAUGGCUUUGCAGAAUACCACUCAAAGGAAAAAUGUACCAAAGGAAUGAAAUAAAAGAAAUCCCCCUCUUUCACUUUAGGACUCAUUCCUCCCCACUUAUAAAGAAAAGAAAAAUAGCAUGGUGGCCACUCUAGGAUUUGCUGACACAGUUCGGCUCAUUGUUCUGUUGUACUCUAUUUUCUACAGAACUUUUGCACAAGAGGAGGGUAAGUAUAUAUUUUCAAGUUGAUUAGCAGGUUAUAUUGCAGAUAUUAAUAUUGCAGAGAUCGAAGUGGCUGGGUGCAUAAGAACUAACUACUUUUGGAAAUAAACAUUGUCCAAUCCCGUAAAAAUAUUAUUCAAAGCUUACUUGCAGAAAUUUUUCGAAAAUAGAACAAAAUACAUCAAAUGAUACAUCCAAAACAUUCGUGCAAUGUCUUGUGCUGUCUAGCACAGGCUCAGCAACUUAGAAAUGAAAGAUAGUUCCAAAAAUCCAAACUGGGUCUCUGUUCCACAUUCCAGCCCCCAGUGACCUUAGCCUAUGGAUGAGUUGGUGAGCCAUCUACAUCCUUUUGUUCUUUGUGGCAUUCAGAGAAAGGCUAAAAGCCACCAUUCUUUCAAGAUGGCGAAUUUGCAACUCAGUAACUUCAUCACAUGCUCAAAGGUUACAUUCAGAGUAACAGGAUACAUUAGAGAAACAGAAAACACUCAACGGGUAAUCAUUGACCCAUUUAGGAGCUUAGAGUACCUUAGAAAACUGUGGGAAAAAAUCCAUGUUAGAGAUACACAUUUAUCCAUUUUCCAUGUUAAACUAUCAUUAAUACACAGGCAUUUCCUCAUUUCUGUGUAAAUAAAACCAAUUACUGCAUACUUAAUAGAUGAUGCCAGCAUACAGGUAUAUGAGUCAUUCAUUCCUAUACCACCAUGUUUGAGUCCAUCUAAGUCAUUCUAGGCAAUCAUAUCAUACCUACAGAAGUACAGAACUGCUGCCAGGGUAUGCAUAACUCUGGUGACAAGGGGUGUGAUAUGGGAUUAGCACUCCGACCUCAUAUUGAUUGAAUUUAGAACACCCUAGGGUGAACACUGGCAAUGGAACUUGUAGUGACCUUAAAAAGGAAACACUUUCAUAGAAUCAUAGAAAUGUAGGGUUGGAAGGGACACCAAGGGUCGUCUAGUACAGCCCCCCUGCAAUGCAGGAAUCAGAGCUGAAGAAUCCCAGACAGAUGGUCAUUCCAUCUCUGGUUAAAAGUCUCCAGUGAAAAAGAGUCCACCACAUUCCAAGGUAAUCCAUUCUAUGGUCCAACAGCUCUUGCCAUCAAAAAGUUCUUCUUCAUGUUUAGUCUAACCUCAUUCAAACUUAUAUGAUGAGCACAUUAACUUAAGGUUACCAGAUUUUUUUCAAUGAAUCUGGGGACACUUUUCAACUUCAAUGGAUUUUGUAUGGGGACUGAUUUGCAAAUCCUGGGACUGUCCUCGGGAAAUGGGGAUGUCUGGUAACCUUACAUUAACUCUUCUCAGAAGAACCCAUGCAGGCAGCGGCGGAGCAAGCCGAUCAGGUGCCUGGGGCAGCGUGUGUGCCCUGUGCCCAGGGGCGGGGCCAGCCGGGGCAGGACGCUCCGCGGGGCCUCCAAGGAGUCUGCCUGCCUCCUCCCACUCAGCUGCCCUACAGUUGAGGGGGAGGCGGUGGGCAGACCGUUUGGGGCAGAGCGGAGCCUGCGGGUGUCCCAGGAGAGACGUGUGGCUUGGGCGCGCUGUAGGCCCUGCAGUGAAUGCCACCCAGCAUUUUGUCACCCCCCUCAGUGGGGACACCUGGGCAGAUCGCACCUACCCACACACCCCUUCCUUCACCCCUGCAUGCAGCUACUCAGACUCAGAACCAAACUCAUAAACAUGGAUGACACAUAUAUGAGGUGAUGAUAAAAGUACUCUGAGCACUUCAAUGUAUGUUACUAAACAUGAUCUUUCCUAAUUUUUUUCCCCAGGACCGGAAGGGACAUCAGCUGAAAAUUUAUCCUGUGUCAUUUACACUGUUCAUGUUACCUCAAUGGAUUGCACUUGGGAAGUGGGCAGGAAUGCUCCUAAUGACGUCCAGUAUUUUCUAAACUUGAUAUAUUUGUAAUUCAUUUUCAUUUGUUAAAUGGGGGUGGGGAAGGGAAUGGUUAGAGUAUGCUACUCCUGGUUGGGUUUUUAACAAAAUAUUUUUGCAUGCAGCGAAAACGAUGGAGAAAGCAUUGAAUGUCCCCAAUACAAAAAUAAUGAACUUGGAAGACAUGUUGGGUGCCAUUUUCCUAAUAUGAAAGUUCCUGAGAAUCAUAUUACCCUCCAGGUGACUGGCUCAAGCAAAGAAUCACCAAUUCAGACACUGGAUCACCAAGCCUGGCCUUUCGAUUAUGGUGAGAGAGGGUGGAGUAUAUUGGUUUACUUUUUUUUGCCAGCAGUACUAGAAAUCUUUAUAUAGCUAUAAAUCUGGGAUGGGAACAUGUGGCCUCAAUAUUAGAUUCUGACUCCCAUUGCCACUGAUCACAGGUUAGGUUGGCUGGGGCUGCUGGGAGUCCAGCCACAUCUGGAUAGUCAGAUGUCGUGCAACCCUGCAAUAGGCCUUUAAUUUAAAAUGCUUGUAAAAUUAUCAUUAAACAACCUCAAAAACAUAUCUGACUGCUUCUACAUCACAGCUUUUCAGUGGCAGAUACACCCACCCACACCCUGUACCCUUGCAUGACCUCACACCAUAACAUUCCUGGCUAUCAACCUGGCCACACUCACCCAUAGCAUAUGUGAAUAUGAAAUAUUUAAGAGAGGGAUGAAAGACUCACCACUCUAAUGCCCUUGUAAUCUCACACCUCUCCUACUGUCAAGUAAAAGAUGGGUUAUUUCAUUCCAGAAAAACUUGCCCCACCGCAAUGUAUCACUGUGAAUUGUCGUGAACUGCUGUUGUAUUGUAAAGUAGAAUGGAAACCCCCUCCAACUGCUACUACAAAUGCAGAUUACUGUUUUAAGUACCAGAUAAAGGUAAGAGGCCAUUGUGGUUCUCUUUGUUGAAUUGUUUUUGGUCAUCUUUGCUUGUCCUAUGUGCAUAUCUCCCCCCCAAAGGGGGGGACGGACCAUUUCACAUUUUGAAAUAUGUCCAGCUUUCAAAUGUACAUAGAAUUCAGUUUUAGAACCAUCCAUAUCUGCUGGAAUCAAUGACAAUUCUUGAAAUAAACAGAAUGAGAUUCAGAUUUGUUCAACUUCCACGUUAGAAAGGCUAUGACAAAACGUGGGUGGAUAGAAGCAACUUGCAAUGAUUCACAGGAUGAGGAAAGUUCUAUAGAGAGCCGAAGAGGGGAAAGGUGUUGCAGAGGACCCAGUACUGCUACUCUGGGAUUGGUGAGGCACAUGAGGAAUCAACAAGAUGGAUGGGCUGAGAAAAGGGUCCAUCUGGCCCAGGACCUGCAGUGUAGAAUUACCAUCAGCAAAAUGCCCCAAGCCAAUCCUGUUUGUCAUGUCAAACAGUGGAGCAAAGAAAAGAUUGGGAGGAAAGUUAAACCACCUACCAACAAGUAAGUCACAGACACAUGUAAUCAAUUGCUGUUGACAACUUUUGCCUUCCUUGCUGAUUAAAGUACCCAGCUGAAUUUGUGAAAUCAAGCAUAAUUUGAAAAUAGCACAAAGAAAAUUUGACACCAGUACCAACUAAAAAUGUUACCCUUUUCCCUUAAGGAUGAACUGAGAAAUGGAAUUAUAACAGUAAGUAUUGUUAUUUUCUAUAAACACUUACACAUGGGGGAAUGAAUUUAGGAAUGAGACAGCCACGUGUAGGCUGCCAAGGGUUACAUAUUGGAAGAAAAAUGGGGUAUAAAUGGGCGGUAUAGUAAAAUUUGAUCACAACAUUCUGAAAUAGGGCCAGUCUAGAAGUUCUAUCUAGGUGUCUCCCUGUUUGUUUUGUUUUGUUUAAUCUACUUUGCUUUUUGAUGUCUUCUAAUCUGGGUUAAAGGGACACGGGUGGCGCUGUGGGUUAAACCACAGAGCCUAGGACUUGCCAAUCAGAAGGUCGGCGGUUCAAAUCCCCAUGACAGGGUGAGCUCCCGUUGCUCAGUCCCUGCUCCUGCCAACCUAGCAGUUCAAAAGCACGUCAAAGUGCAAGUAGAUAAAUAGGUACCACUCCGGUGGGAAGGUAAACGGCAUUUCCAUGUGCUGCUCUGGUUCGCCAGAAGCGGCUUAGUCAUGCUGGCCACAUGACCCGGAAGCUGUACGCCGGCUCCCUCGGCCAAUAAACGAGAUGAGCACCGCAACUCCAGAGUCGGUCACGACUGCACCUAGUGGUAUGGGGUCCCUUUACCUUUACCUAAUCUGGGUUAAUGAUAGAUGGCUGGUGAAAGAGGCAGAGAAGGGAAAAUCUUCCAGGGUGGGAGACUGGGAACAUAUAGAGGGAAUCUCCCAGGUAAGAGCUGGGAGGGUCCACCCCCUUCUGUGUGAGACAAAGGUUAAGAUAUGCUUUUGAGAGAGGCCUUUGUAUCCUCCACCCAUUUCUAUUUCUAUUAUUUCUAUUUCUUUUUCUAUUUCUAUUAUUACUAUUUCUAUUUCUAUUACUUCUAUUUCUAUUUCUAUUAUUUCUAUUUCUAUUUCUAUUUCAUUUCCCUUUUUUCUUUUUAUUCAGAUUAGUUUGCUUUUUAAUGUAUGGUAUAAUGAAACAGUUCAAUAAAAAUUUCAUGGCAAAUCCCCUCCCCGCAAGAAGGCUUUGGAGAAUCACAGAAGUAAGGAUGUGGACCAUAGUUUGAAUUGGCUAUGCAUACUCAAGUAAAUCUAGGAAGGACCACAGUUCUCCUCUCCCUUGCCCCUAAGACAAUCAUAUUGUGACUUUUCGACUUCUAAUCUCUUAACAGUAGUUGUAAAACUGAAGAAUUAUUAAUAUCCUGCCCCUGAGCAUAUUUACUUAAAAGGCAGCUAUAGUGAUUUUCCAAGGGGAAAGUAUUUUCCUAGUGAGUGAAUUAAGGAAGCAGCUUGUUGAAUGCUUUUGCACAAGAGAAAUAGCCGUCUUUACAUUACACAGUGGAAUUGGGUGGGCACCACUAAUUCUAUUUUAAAAAAUCAAAUUGUUGAAUGUCACUUCACCUACAAAGGAAUAAAUCAGAUCAAUAUCCUGCUUUUAGAAAAAAACGGGGGAAACCUACCACUUGUUUCUAAAGGAUAAAGAAUACAUCUUGAAGCUUCGUGCAGCUGGACAGUAUUGCACUGUUGGAGAAGAAUGGAGUGACUGGAGUGAACUAAUUAAGUUUGGUAACGUUACAGAUUUUUUCUCUCCAAGUACUUCUUCCUUUGGCCUGAUCUCUAUUAUUCUGCCUAAGUGGCUAACUCAGGUUUGAGAAGUGCCUCUAUCAGUCUGGGAAACAAGGCAAUCAAAAAUGGUUUUUUGCACAUUAAACAACAUCCUUGGUAUUCAGAAAUAUAUACGGUUUGUGGUUUGUUUGUUUUUUAAAAAAUCAUUGUUUAAUAAACAAAAACAGCUUAUUCUUCCAGCUUCCAAGACUUAUGGAAACCUGUGUCAGGCAUCAGGGAAUCCGAUCCCCCCAUGGUAGGCUGCCAGGAAUAGAUAGGCAAGGAAAGUUCUUACCAAUGUCUUUUAUUCAAUAUUCACAGAGAGAGGCUUAGAAAUGCAGCCUAUUGGCGUAAUGACGUUGCUCCGAGUAAUCUCCACCCCCCCUUCUCUCCUCAAUCAUCAUCAGCAGCACCCACCCUACGGUGGCUGCUUAGGGCCAUUUGCCUCCAAGCCCUUUGCUCUCCUACUUUCAAUGUUCACCAGCUUCUGGGGAAGCAGUGUCUGGAAUGCUUUCUAGUAAUAAUGUGUCAGCCAGCUGUUCUGGCUCUGCCUCCUCCUCCUCCUCCUCCUCCUCCUUCUCCUCCUCCUCCUCGUCCUCUUCCAUUAUUUCCCAACUUUGCCCCUCAUCUGCUUUUGAGCUGUUACCUUCCGCAAACCACUGCUGUAAAUCUAUACUGUCUUCCUCUUCUCUGGAAGGUUCAGGAGGAGGGAGAGGCAGUCUCCACCAUUCCUCCUCUUUCCAGUUCCUGACAACUUGAUGCCAGUUGAGUCUACUUACUUAUUAUAUAUUUAUUUCAUGGAAAAUGUACACUGCUUGCUUGUAAAUAAAACCUGAAAGCAGUUCACACACACACACACACACACACACACACACACACACAAAUAUUUAUUAAAUUUCGAUACCACCCUUCACUCAAGGGUCACCGGGUGAUAUAAAAAUAUAAAAUAUAUAAACAUAAAAAUAUGUAACAUAGUAACAAAGACAGUUUAAAAGGCUAUAGAUUGUUUAACUAGUCAAAGGAAUUUAGUUUGGUCACACAAAAUCCGCUCCCAGUUAGUCAAAGCUUUCUUUAUCUGAGCAGUGUAAUUUUGAACCAGAGGGUGAGUCAUUUUGUUGAUCCUACUGUUUGGAGUCAUAAAAUUUCAAAUGGACAGUCCCCUUUAACUCCAAUGGGAUUAUUCUAGGGUACAAAGUUUAGAGCUUUCACUUUCCAAUAGGUGAAGGCUGCAACCCUUACUUUACUUAUAUGAGAGCAUUCCCCCUAUUUUGUAACAGAACUUGAUGUUUUGUAACAAUUGUUAUUGGAUUUUCAGGAUGCAGAAAGAAACCAGGAAAGAAUACAUACACCUGUGAAGAAGGUUAAAAACUCAAAAACAAUGCUAAAAGAUGGAUCACAUCAACAAAAUAUUUACCAUAGUCAUUCAAAGUCAAGAGUUUAAAACUUCUAUGGAAACCUGAGACCUGAAGAUAUAGGGUGGCAUACAAAUUUAUUAAUAAUAAAUCACUGAGAUUUCUUGCUGCAAGUGGUGUUCAUUAACUUAUGUCAGAGUUCCAUCGUGAAAUGUAUCAGGUUUAACAGUAUGCCAUAGAGCUCGCAAGUAAAUUUGUGAUUCUUUCAGAAAUAUAUUUCAUAUAUUUUUGUACCAUAAUGGAAGAUCUGUAUCUUAUAAAGUUUUCAGUUACUGUACAAUGGAUAACCAAGCA
Molecule: messenger RNA, 7672 nt
Organism: Podarcis lilfordi (Lilford's wall lizard)
Lineage: Eukaryota; Metazoa; Chordata; Lepidosauria; Squamata; Lacertidae
Source: the annotation of a GenBank genome assembly